AUGUUACCUCCUUGCGACCCGGCAAUACUUGAGAAUAAUCCUCAAUUUAAGAGACUAUACCAGAACUUGACAACAAAUUUGCUCAACCCUGAUGCUUCGACACGCGCCAACCAUGCGCAACCUGCCAGAAAGGCUGUAUUGGAAUACCGCGACACGAUUGCAAUUAUCAGCUUGUAUUUGGACUCGUCAUCCAAUCAGCUCGACCUAGAUGGUGCCGAUGUCGAUGGAGCCGAUGUGCUAUCUCUCUUGACCCCAGACAUUGACAAGUUUUACUCCGAUCUUCCUGCGUUGAUUAAGCCCUUCUCGAAUGCUAUUUCGUCUUCUCUGGGCGCCCUUCGAUUAAUCGCUAAUGCGGGCGACGCUUCGAAUCCUUCGUCUGCGGAGUCAUCCCGACCCCGAACUAGGGCUCAUCAGUCAAUGAUGAGAGCACCCGCUUCUCUCUCCCCACAGCUUGAAGAUCGACUGCGUAAAUUACGCCAGAAACAGCUAUCUGAACUCCCGGCAGCCCGCACACGGAUGGCAGCGACAGCGGGGGAAGUCCUGGCGACACGGGCUGCGGUACUGGAGCGUACGGUGGUUUUACUGGAACGCGCCAAACACGGGGCACUCGCCCGAGCCACCAAGGCAAAGGCGGAGCAUUUAGCUACCGUAGCACGGGGAGUGGAGGGGAAGCUGAGGAUGACGAAACUGGAUAUUUGUGCCACGAUACACACGCCCGAGACUAUUGCUGCCCUCAGCCGAUACCGUCAACAUCUCCAAGACACCAGAGAGCGGCUGGUAGAGAGAAAGGCGUCGGCUCUGGAGGAACUAAACGCAUAUGAGGUGGACGACUCGGGGGUGAACGAUAGAGCUGUCACCAGAGGACGGUCAGCAACAGGACCUAUCAGGGAAAUAACCCGACAAUACGGGGACUUAAUACGAGAAAUUGAAGAUGUGAGGUCAGAGAUUGAAAGAUUAUGA
Messenger RNA from Aspergillus pseudonomiae, 960 nucleotides. RefSeq lists its product as uncharacterized. NCBI's taxonomy places the organism in Eukaryota, Fungi, Ascomycota, Eurotiomycetes, Eurotiales, Aspergillaceae. The transcript has 3 exons. The record is from RefSeq and is a predicted model, not a curated record. The coding region runs from base 1 to 960 and encodes 319 amino acids.